Kuraishia capsulata CBS 1993 is the source of this 852-nucleotide messenger RNA. RefSeq lists its product as uncharacterized. The record is from RefSeq and is a predicted model, not a curated record. Lineage: Eukaryota; Fungi; Ascomycota; Pichiomycetes; Pichiales; Pichiaceae. The transcript has a single exon. Bases 1 to 852 code for a protein of 283 amino acids.
AUGUCCAUCGAGUUAAACAAUGAAUCGGAGAAUACGGCACAAUUUUUGAUAAGCGUCUUCAAGGCGCUGGAAACGCUGGUGCGACUGCAUUUGCAGGAUCAUCGUUCCCAGCCUCCAUUGCAUGACUUACUGAACAAGGUCACUCUGGCAAUCCAAAGCAAGGUGGAACUUGUCCAUGUGUAUCAAAUAUGUACUGUGUAUCCUGAGUCCUUCAUCGUGAGUCAGACGGGUGAUCGUGAUCUAGUGUUAGAGCUGGGUGCGGAAAAGACAGGAGUCACUCAGCGAAUCGCAACCUUUGAGAGGAAAGUGCGCGAAUAUAUGGCCUCCAAUCCUGGUCAGGAUAUCCAACUAAAGAAACGCGUAGUGAAAAAGGAGGCGUCACCGAAAAAAAUAGCUGCCAGCAAAGUUCUCAAAGGCUCCUCGGAUAAGAACAGUUUCAAGGAGAAAAGGGCAACCUCCGGGAAAUCACUACUGGAAAGAAUACGGGCUAAGGAAGAAUCCUCUAAAAAACAGGGCUUGGACCCAGCAUCUUUGAAAAUACAACAUAGGAAGCUCUAUAUUUCUGGCAAAUUAGAGGCGGUAUACGGCAUACUAUACGAUCUCUCUCCCAAGCGCAUUUCAGAUACAGAGCUGGCCGUGACCAGUCAUUCUCUGGGGAGUCUCAUCACCACAGUCCAGAACAGUUUUGCUUCGCCUAUGGCAGCAGUGGACAUUGAAGCCUCAAUCCAUGAACUCGCCAAAGUGCUGAAUGAUCCAAGCAAAGUGAAGGUAGUUAAAAGUGGAGAUGUCAGCAUUGUGAGGCUGGGAGCUUUGGAGCGCACAAAAGAUCUUGAGCUGUUAACGAGUAACUAA